This is a messenger RNA of Lodderomyces parapsilosis, 1356 nucleotides long. It is a transcript of the gene PRS5, whose product is annotated as ribose phosphate diphosphokinase subunit. Gene Ontology annotation, biological process: 5-phosphoribose 1-diphosphate biosynthetic process; purine nucleotide biosynthetic process; ribonucleoside monophosphate biosynthetic process. The record is from RefSeq and is a predicted model, not a curated record. Gene Ontology annotation, molecular function: magnesium ion binding; ribose phosphate diphosphokinase activity. NCBI's taxonomy places the organism in Eukaryota, Fungi, Ascomycota, Pichiomycetes, Serinales, Debaryomycetaceae. The transcript has a single exon. Gene Ontology annotation, cellular component: cytoplasm; ribose phosphate diphosphokinase complex. The coding region runs from base 1 to 1356 and encodes 451 amino acids.
AUGAGAGAUUUGGUAGUUCUUGGAGGAUCUUCGCAUCCCUUACUUACGAAAGCAAUAUGCCGGAACUUGACAAUUGAACCAAGCAAACUAGAUUCGCAUAAAUUUGCCAAUGGAGAAACGUCAAUCAUUGUGAAGGAUAGUGUUCGUGAAAAGGAUGUCUUUAUUGUUCAAAGUGGAUGCGGCCACGUCAAUGAUACUUUUAUAGAAUUAUUAAUCACUAUUGCUGCUUGUAAAACAGCAAGUGCCAAGAGAGUCACUGCAGUGUUACCGUUGUUCCCAUACUCGAGACAACCUGAUGUGCCCUUCAUGCCGAAUAGCACGGGGGCUCCUAGUGUGUCAACAACAAAAGACAACUAUACUUUUGAGAGUGCUCCAAGUACUCCUAGACCAUUGUCCAAAGAUCGCAACAGAGGCUAUUUUAGUCAAGCCAACGAGGGAGCCACCAAAUCCGGGAACAAAGACACCAUCAGAGUCGACACGUUAAAACAGCCGCCACAACCACCAAAAUACACUCCCAAAUCAGUGAUUACCAAUUCCGCAGCGACUCAUUUCUUGCCCCAAAUUGAUGCCCAAGGUAAGACUGAUAGCGGUUACAAACAAUGGAUCUCGCCCAACGGAACAUUGAUAGCAAAUUUGCUCACGACUGCAGGUGCGGACAGAGUAAUAACCAUGGAUUUACAUGACCCUCAAUUCCAAGGCUUUUUCAACAUACCGGUUGAUAAUUUGCACUCGAGACCAUUGAUGAAACGUUACAUCAUUGAUUACAUCCCUAAUUACCGUGAAUGUGUGAUUGUGAGUCCAGAUUCAGGCGGGGCUAAGCGUGCUACAGCAAUAGCCGACUCUAUCGGAUGUACCUUUGCCCUUAUUCACAAGGAAAGGAGAGCCAAAUUACCCAAGGGACCGCCUCUGACCUCUUCAUCAAUGGGCACAAGUUUAUCAAGCUCCCAGACAAUACAAACUCACGCUCCUCAGUCUCCAUAUCAUCAAAAUACUCCGAAAAUGGUUGCAACAACAAUGUUAGUUGGUGAUGUUAAGGACAAGGUUUGUGUUUUGAUUGAUGAUUUGGUGGAUACUUCCUACACAAUCACAAGAGCAGCAAAGUUACUCAAAGAUGAAGGGGCCAAAUUUGUUUAUGCUUUAGUCACCCAUGGAAUAUUCAGUGGAGACGCUAUUAACAGAAUCAACAUGAGUCAAAUUGAUAAAGUUGUUACUACCAACUCCGUCCCACAGAGUGAGAAUGUUGCAAUAUUGAAGGACAAAAUUGAAGUUUUGGACGUGAGCAGAAUAUUUGCAGAAGCAAUUAGACGAAUUAAUAACGGGGAAAGUGUGAGCAUGUUGUUUGACCACGGUUGGUGA